AUGAAGUUCAAGUCGAUCAUCAAGCUUUGGUACAAGGAUCCGGAAGAAGAGAAGCACCUAGCCCAGGAAAGGCUGCGUCGUCAGGCAUUGACCGUCGUAUCGCCCGUUGAGCAAUCGCCUCGUUCGCCCUCGGUCGUCGACGAAUUUGUGCCGCCAAAAAAAAGCUUGACUGACAAGCAGUGGAGAAGACUCAGCGAGCUAGGCGACGCACUCGAUCAACCGCACGAACCAUUCGCGCCCUUGCCACCCAUUGAGACAUCAUCCAGAUCCUCGCAACAUGCAAGGACACCUUCGGCUUUACUGAACCUGCUACGACAGAACGCCAGCUCUAUCACGCUCAACGAGGUCGCAUCGGAGACCGGACCGCGUACACGAGCUCGUUCUGCUAGCGAUCUCUUGCACGUGACGCGUCUACGCUCGUCUGCGAGCUCAUCAGACGGUCGGCGUGGACGUCCUUACAGUAUGAUAGAGCCAUGGCAUGCUAUCGCUGCCCGACACAGCAGAGGAUCAUCCCUUCAGAAGCUAAGCGAUUUUGACAAGAUUACGCCGCGCGAAGUCAUCGUCUUUGGUUCCUCGCUUGCGCCGGCAGCUUCAGAUGUGGUAGAUAGCGCUCUACAGGGCGAUUCGACACCAUCAGUGCCCGUAAUUGUCCAAGAAGAUACCCCUCACUCUUUGCCCACUCUCGACCCGAUCGAUACUCUUGCCGAUGAUCUCUCGACGCAGACAGCCGUCAGGUCUCGCUCUCGCACGCGCUCUAUACGCAUGAGUAUCAAUCGCCGUUUGUCUAGCAUCUCUUUGUUCGGUCACCGCAAGCGCUCUGCCGAAGAUCGACGCGCAGUCUCUUUGCUGACAGAGCGUGACUCAUCACCCGUGUCACCCAAGCGGCCAACUUCCGAACGCGCUGCGAGCGUCACGGAUGACGUCACCGUGCCCAUCAGAACGACGAAGAUCUCUCUUGCCAAGAAGAUCGGCAAGCGACUUAGCUCGAGUCAUCUGUCCUUUGCGCGCAACUCCACGCCAGAUGCCGAUCUUGCUCAAUUAGUGCCACCACCCUAUGCGACUGAUAUGCCUGCGGUGCCUUCCGUACCUGCUGAAUUUGCAUCAGAUCAAGAGACUCGCGAGAUCACUGAGCAGCAAGAGCAACGUGCCUCUCCAUCAGGAUCGCCUGCGUUGUCCGAUACGACCACAAGUAUGCAAGUGACUGAGCCCGCAGAGCUGGAUGAAGAUCCCUCCUUUUAUCGCGACGAGAAUGACAAGCGGUUGUCGGCCCGACGCUCACUACCUCUGCCAGGCGAAGAUGCGCCCGAGAGUCCAAUGGAUGCUCAAGCCACAGUCGGAUCGGACCCUCGACCCUCAGCAGUCGAUCUGGGUAGCCUGUCUACGCGUCCACUUUCCGAGAUAAUCACAAAAUCCAACAGACGUGUGAGCUUCAUACCCCCUCGACCGGCAUCUGUCAUGGCAGACAUCAUACAGGAGCCCUUAUCGAUCGCACCCAUGAUCGUCGACAGCGACACCAAUACGAUGCAGCCACCACGCAUCAGUAUCGAGCCCCCCUCUGAUGCGGGACACAGUGCUGGCGAGCAUGACGAUGUCUGGGGCAACUCGGAAGCGCUUCAAAGUCACGAAAGACUCUCGAGCUUUAGUGAUUAA
Messenger RNA from Mixia osmundae IAM 14324, 1650 nucleotides. RefSeq lists its product as uncharacterized. The record is from RefSeq and is a predicted model, not a curated record. Bases 1 to 1650 code for a protein of 549 amino acids. NCBI's taxonomy places the organism in Eukaryota, Fungi, Basidiomycota, Mixiomycetes, Mixiales, Mixiaceae. The transcript is spliced from 2 exons.